Penicillium malachiteum is the source of this 1281-nucleotide messenger RNA. Its product is annotated as MFS monocarboxylate transporter. Gene Ontology annotation, biological process: transmembrane transport. Gene Ontology annotation, molecular function: transmembrane transporter activity. The record is from RefSeq and is a predicted model, not a curated record. Lineage: Eukaryota; Fungi; Ascomycota; Eurotiomycetes; Eurotiales; Aspergillaceae. The coding region runs from base 1 to 1281 and encodes 426 amino acids. Gene Ontology annotation, cellular component: fungal-type vacuole membrane. The transcript is spliced from 3 exons.
AUGAAUUCUGACAAGUCCUCAUCAACAGAUUCAAGUCUUUGUCGCCAGCAUGAAUCGCUCGAAUCACCGUCAUCUCUUAACUCGGACGAGAAAAAGCCCUGUGAAGAGGUCUCGCUACCUCCAAUAGAUGGUGGCUAUCAGGCUUGGAUGUUUUUGGCAGCGUCUACAAUGAUCGAGGCUCUUGUGUGGGGAUUUGCCUUUUCAUUCGGAGUCUUUGAAAACUAUUAUCGAAAUAAUGAUCAGAUUAAAGGGUCGAGCAUGGUAGCUGUCAUUGGAACAUGUGCUACAGGCGUCGCAUAUUUGAGCUGUCCAGUGGUCAUAGUUACCAUGAUUCUACUGCCUCGAUAUGCUAGAUGGGUCUCAACAGUAGGCCUAAGUCUUAUGUGUCUAUCACUAGCAAUGGCAUCGUUCGCCACAAGCGUCACAACUCUCGUUCUAUCUCAAGGCAUCGGGUUCGGCAUCGGUGGCUGCAUAGCAUAUAGCCCAUCAAUCAUGUUCAUGUCAGAGUGGUUUGACAAACGCAGGGGACUGGCUUUUGGAAUGGUGUGGGCUGGAUCCGGUAUAUCAGGAGUUCUCUUCCCUUUGAUUCUAGGGGAAAUUCCUAGAUCGCCUUGGGUAUCAGACAACUUUGAGAAUAUGCUCAGUGCUGCUCUUUCUCACCAUCGACUCAACGCCAAGUUCUUGCUUAACCCGGUGUUUAUUGUCUACCAGUCUUCAAACAUUCUUGAAGCACUCGGCUUUUUCAUCCCUGCUAUUUACCUCCCAACUUUUGCCCGGUAUAUAGGCGCUUCUGAGCUGGUCGCAUCACUUACAGUGACUGCCCUGAAUCUCGCCUCGGUGUUUGGCAGUAUAUCAAUGGGCCAUUUAUCAGAUCGUUGCCAUGUCUGGAUUUGCAUCACAAUUUCGUCAAUUGGUACCGCUGUGUCCGUUUUUCUACUAUGGGGACUAGCCACAAAUGUCGCCGUUUUGAUGCUGUUUGCCGUCGCCUAUGGUCUCUUUGCAGGAAGUUACUCGGCAACAUGGUCAGGAACCAUACGCGCUGUUCAAAAGGUAGACUCCGAUGCGGACGCGACUAUCAUAUUCUCGGUAAUUGCAUUUGGUCGAGGAAUUGGGAAUGUCGUGAGUGGCCCGUUCAGUGAAUUUCUGUUUCGAGCAGAUCCUUGGAAAGGAGUUGCGGGGGAGGCAUAUGGCACUGGCUUUGGACUCAUGAUAGUCUGUACUGGACUUACUGUUGCAACAAGUGGGAUGUGCUUAUUAGCUCGUCUCUUCAAGCAUUUAUAA